AUGGCUGCCGUUAUAAAUAAUAUACCAACAACACCAAGUCCCAUUGUAACAUCAACUCGUUUUACUGAUGAAUAUGAUCUUAAAGAAGAACUUGGAAAAGGUGCAUUUUCAAUUGUACGACGAUGUAUACAAAAACUUACAGCACAAGAAUAUGCUGCUAAAAUUAUUAAUACUAGAAAAUUAUCUGCACGCGAUCAUCAAAAACUUGAACGAGAAGCUAAAAUAUGUCGACUGUUAAAACAUUCAAAUAUAGUUCGUCUUUAUGAUAAUAUUGCCGAAGAAGGUUUUCAUUACCUUGUUUUCGAUCUAGUCACUGGUGGAGAGCUAUUUGAAGAUAUUGUCGCUAGAGAAUUUUAUACUGAAGCUGAUGCAAGUCAAUGUAUUCAACAAAUUCUUGAAGCUGUAAAACAUUGUCAUGAUAAUAGUAUUGUACAUAGAGAUUUAAAACCUGAAAAUCUUUUAUUGGCCAGUAAAUCAAAAGGAGCAGCUGUCAAGCUUGCAGAUUUUGGUCUAGCUAUUGAAGUUACUGGUGAACAAACACAAUGGUAUGGUUUUGCUGGAACCCCUGGUUAUCUUAGUCCCGAAGUGCUCAAAAAAGAACCUUAUGGUAAACCAGUUGAUAUCUGGGCUUGUGGUGUUAUUCUUUACAUUCUUCUUGUUGGUUAUCCACCAUUUUGGGAUGAAGAUCAACAUCGUUUAUAUAAUCAAAUCAAAGCUGGAGCUUAUGAUUAUCCAUCACCAGAAUGGGAUACAGUUACAACAGAAGCAAAAAAAUUAAUUGAUUCAAUGCUUAAUGUUAAUCCUAGUCGACGUAUUAGUGCUGCGGAUGCAUUGAAACAUCCAUGGAUUUGUCAACGUGAACGAGUUGCAGGAACAAUUCAUCGACAAGAAACAGUUGAUUGUCUACGUAAAUUCAAUGCACGUCGAAAAUUAAAGGGAGCGAUUCUAUCGACCAUGUUUGUUACUCGUACAUUAUUACCUAAUUCAGCUGCAAUUACUGGUGGUUCUGGAGCAACUAAUGGAAAAAAAUCAACAGCAGUUCCAACCGGUAGUGGUAUAUCACCGGUUACAACUUCUGCUAUAUCGUCAGUGUUUGCUAGUGGAGUUAAUCGUUCUCGACCAACUACUCAAAGUGAUAGUAGUGUUGUUAAAGAAUCUGUGGAUAGUAACAGUGCAACAAUUGAUGAUGCAAAUGAUACUGAACGAACUGAUCGAAUAAAUUCAGAAGUAACAAAAGUAACCGAACAAUUAUUACAAGCUAUUGCUAAUAGUGAUUUUGAAAUGUAUAAAUCAUUAUGUGAUCCAAAAAUCACGUGUUUUGAACCAGAAACAAUAGGCAAUCUUGUUGAAGGAUUAGAUUUUCAUAAAUUUUAUUUUGAUACAGGGCGAUUUUCUCGCUCCGAUACAGUAUUAUCAACUAAACCAAAUAAACCUACAAUUAAUUGUACAAUGUUAACACCAGUUGUACAUCCAUUAGGAGAUGAUUCUGCUUGUAUAGCAUAUAUUCUUCUUCUUCAAUUUCUUGAUCGUAAUGGUCAACCACAAAGUGUACGAACAGAAGAAACUCGUGUAUGGCAUAAAAAAGAUUCACGUUGGUUAUGUGUUCAUUUCCAUCGUUCGGGUAUGCCAAUUGCAACAGCUAUAAAAUCAUCAUUUUCUACAUGA
Molecule: messenger RNA, 1665 nt
Organism: Adineta steineri
Lineage: Eukaryota; Metazoa; Rotifera; Eurotatoria; Adinetida; Adinetidae
Source: the annotation of a GenBank genome assembly